UCUUGAAUCAAUUUUCAUCCCAUUUCCAUCUCAUUUCCAUCAUUUUUUCACUUGAUUUCCUCUUACAACACCCUUUUAAAAUCACAAUCACAAUUACAAUCUCAAUUAAAAUUCCAAUUUAAGUUACUUUCAGAUCAACUUCCAAUUCAACAUUUUAACUGUCUAUAAUAUUCUCUCCUUCUAUCUUUAUUAUUUUGUUCUUGUUCUUGUUCUUCUUGUUUUGUUUUUCUUUCUUCUUUCUUUCCUUUGGCUUUUUAAAAUCAAAUCGUCGUCUAAAUCGUUUCUUCUCUACUCCCCCCCCAUCCUAAUACUUAAUAACUAAUCUCUAAUCUUUAAUCUCAAUGUCUGACGGCACAAUAACUAUCACUGAACCUCCUUUACUCUUAUCCUCUCAGCUAGAUAAUUCCGAUUCAACCAUAGACUCUGCCUCAACUUUAAAUAUCGUUGAUUCUUUGCUAUUGUCUGAUAUUCUCAAAAUUUGUCCCACCUUCUCCCUAUAUGACGAACUACUACUCAUAAAGGAAAUUCAAAAAGCUGGUCCUUUACUACACUACGAUCUCGACAAAAUCUACGACUCAAUCUCAAAUAUCCUAAAUUACCUCUCAGAAGUCCUCAAAAUCUUUCAAGACCUAGAAACCAUAACCAAUGUCAUCUCUCCAAUAAACCAGUACUACAACAACAUUGAAUGGAUCUACGAAGGCAGAAACGAAAUCUUGAAAAUUUGUAGAAAUGUUGACUCAAUCGAUUCAGUAAUAUCCCAGUUUUUAAGUCUAAUUCAAAACAAAUUCGAAUCAUGUAAUCAUGAAUCUGAUGACAUUAAUCGUAAUAACAAUAACAAUAACAAUAACAAUAACAAUAAUAAUAAUAAUGAUAAUAAUAACAACAACAAUAACAACAAUAACAACAAUAACCAAAAUAUAAUCGCCAACAACAACUCAAUUUUAAAUCACUUGUCUAUCCCAAAUAACAACAUCGAACUGCACUUAUCUCAAAUCCAAGAAGAAGACUCAACCUCCAUUUCCGAAGAUGACACAAAUAUCUUAUCUCAUAAAAAAUACAACUACAAUAAUAAACAAGCUCAAAAUGACAACGAUAACAAUAGCAAUAACGAUGAUGAUGACAAUGAUUCAGAUCAAACUAGAUCCUUCUCCGUAUCCUCCCUCUACAGCAACAACUCAAUCAAAAGUCACCACAACUGCGAAAGAAAAAAAAAAGAAUACCUACAAGUCUUGGACAAAAUCGAACACUUUAGCGAUCUAACUCUCCACGUUAAAAAAUAUCUAAUUGUCUACAAAAAAAAGGUAGAUAUCUCAAUCCAAUUCAACGAACUAUACUACCAAAUCAUUGACUCAAUUAGCUAUGAAGUUGAAAACUAUCUCAAAGAAUCCUUCAAAAUUCAUGAAUUGAAAUUUUCUCCAAAUCACCAAUACGAUUUAAAAUUUAGUUUGGAAAUGUUAACCGAAAAGAUUAAAUUCAUAACAGAACUAAACCAUCAAGACUCAAAUCACCAAGACUCAAAUCACAACUCAAAUCAAUCCUCUCCGAAAAUUUCACUUCCAAAUUUAUCAUCAAAAGAUAACAACAACAACAACAACAACAACAACGUCACAAUUCAACCAAAUUUUAUCUUCAACUCAGCUAACAUCACUGGGAUAUCCCCCAUCACUGAAUCUUACCCAUCAAAUAUUUCAAACGGCUACAAUAUCGUCAAUAACAAUCACAACAAUAACUUAUUCACCUACGCAACUUUAAACUCCCCUACAAAAAACUUAAGAUUACCUACUUUUGAUGAAACUGAUGAAGUCCUCUACAGCAACUUCAUCGAACUAAAACUAAAACUCGACCCCUUAAAGAUAUCAAUCGACUACAUCCAACCAAGACUAGAAGAAUACAUCUCCAUUGCAAAGGAUAUCUACCCUAGCUCAAUCGGCAUCUUAAAGGACAAAUACGAAAAACUAUUCGAAAGAUGGGUCUUCCUACAAAAUGAUAUUGACGAUUUAAAACACGAAUUAAUAGAUAAAAGAUGGAACGAAAUUUUCUCCUAUCUAAUCAACGAAUGCUCUCACCUAAUUUCUGACAUCGAAAGAGAACUAAGUAAACUAGGUAUACACAUCAGUCUCAACUCUAAUGACUUACCAAAUGCAAAAUUUGAUAAAUCCUUGGGAAUCAAAAUUAAGUCAAUCCCCCAAAUCGGUAAAUAUAAAAUGACAAUUCUAGAAAACACUCUAAUCAUCUUAAAACAAGCCAUUGAGGAAAAUCUCGUCAAUAAUCACGAAAUCAUAGACUGUUUUAAUCAAACAAGAAAAAACUGGUCCGAUUUUAAAUUUUAUUUUGCUUCUGAAUUUUUAGAUGAACUAUUCAAUACAGAAAAGGAUAUCGUUCUGAAAAAGCUGGAAAAUAAAUUAUUUUUAAUCUCAAAGGAUGAAUCGUCUCUGAGCCUUCGAGAUAUUGAAGAAUUCAUCUCAGAUAUCAGCUCCACAAACAGUGAUGAUUCGAUCAAUCAAAAUCUAACCAACAGCACUCGCAAUAAAACAAUCGAUCCCACUGAUACAUCUUCCGAAAAUACUUCUCCUUCAUCUUCUUUGGUAGCCACUAAUGAUUUAAAAGAAAAUACACCAUUAAAGAAAACAUUUUCUCAUCGCACUCGUCAAAGCUCUAUUGAUGAAGUAACUGGUCUAAUUGGUUUCAGUUUAAGUGGAGGAAGCGCCAGUCAUGUUCAUGGCCAUAAUAUAAUAUCAAACCCAACAACACCUAAAAAAUCCAAAUUUAAUAACAGAAAAUCAAUAAUUGGAUCAGCGUUAGUUAGUAAAUUAAAUUUACAUCCUGUUUUAGUACAAGGCACUCCAACUUCCCCCAAAAAGACAAAGGAAAAUAACUCUAAACAUAGAAAAUCUAGAAGUGAAAUUGUUAAAGUUCCCAGCUCAGCCUAUGAAAUGGAUAGACACUAUCUUUCAGAUGGAGAUACAAACGAAAGUAGCCUAAUUAGAGAAGACAUGUUGAGCAUUUUACAGGACCAAAGUAUGUCUCUCGAUGUUCAAGACAAAAUUCAAGAUAAAAUUCAAGAAAAUGAUGCACAGCAAGAAAAAGAAAAGGAAAAAUAUAAAAAUAAAGAUAAAGAUAUGCCAAAUCAGAAUCUAGUCAAGUCCCCUAAUGAAUACAGAAUCACUCCAUUGGUUGAUAGAUUGGGAACAAAUCGAGUUAAAAGUGAAGACUCUAGAAAUGACAUUAAGAUUUCCUUUGACAAUAGCCCCAAUAAAAAUUCUAGAGAAUCUCAUAUUUCUUCAAGAUCUGGAACAUCAUCUGUAAGCAGUGUGAAUUCUGAUGAACAUCCGGAAUUUAAGAAUCUUUCAAUUAUUGAAAGAACACGAUUAAAAGCUCUAAAAAAAUUAGAAAGUGGGAAUGGAUUUAAUGAAGAAGAGAAUCUUGUUAAUAACCUUAACAGAAUGUCCUUGGAAGAUAACGAUGCAAAUAAAAUAUCAUCCUUUAAAGGAAUGUUGGAUAAUAUCCCUGAAGUUGAAAAUGAUUUUAAGAAAACUUUGCCAAAGUCGUUUAAAAACUCUGCCAACGGUAGUGCAGUUUCAACACCAAAACGUCAACAAAUCGGCAAAAGAGAGAUAAUGGAGAAUUAUUCCAUGAAGCGUGAUGAAACAACAACUAGAAAUCCCAUGAGAAGUUUAGUCGGAACUACAGCAUCACUUUCACCCAGGGCAGUUAGAAUUUUUUCAAAUACAAAUAAUAAUAUUGGUAAUAUUGGGGAGGAGCAUAUUUCAAGAAGAAUUAAUGGUAUUCCUCAUAAAGAUAAUAAAAUUUCGUUUGUUGGAAACUCUAAAAUAUUAAAUAAUGCUAGUGCAAAUAUAGUCGGGAUUAAUAAUACUAGUAGAAGAUCAUCAUUUACUUCUAUGAAGUCAAGGCCAGCGUCAAAACGAAGUUCGUUGAUUCCUACACCUAUAUCUCCAUCAGCUCGUAUUAGACCACCAGGUCCUCCGGCAAUUUUCAGCUCCCCGGGCAAGAAAUCGUUUUCCGAUGGGUCAUUUGCAGAAUUUCAAGAAUUUGCUCAUGUUUUUGAAGAUUGUGAUAAUGUUUUAAAAGUUAGACCUUCAAGAUUAAGACUGCCAAAUGCUUCAAUAGAAUCAUUGGGUUUGAAUAAGAAACCACGAGCUUCAAAAACAUUCAGUGGAUCAACACAAGAAUUUCUAUCUAAUAGAAACAGUUCAAGUAUCUCAUUAAAUUCAAGUGUUUCAUCAGUUUCAUCGGUUCGUAAUAGUGCCAAUAGUACUACCACUAAUAGAUUAAGUGGGAUUAGAAACUCUUCAAGAACUGGAUUAAAGACACCAAAUAGAUAUCCUACUAGUUCUAACAGUAGGUCAAUUAACACUUUAUCGGUUGCUUCUUCUGUUAAUACAUAUUAUUCUGUAUCAUCUAAAUAAUUUUUUGGUCUCUAUUUUUAAUUAUUAUUAUUUUUAUUAUUUUUAUUGUUUUUAUUGUUUUUAUUUUUUUUAUUUUUUUUUAUUGUUGUUUUAGUUGUUUUUAACUGUUGUUAUUUGUUACUACUUGUUAUUAUUGAAUCUAAUUCCUUGUUCAUCAUAUUUUUAAAAUUUUAUAUUAAACAUUUUUUAUCAUUUAUAUUUUAUUACCUUUUUACUUUUUUACUUUUUUUCUAUUUAUUUUUACAAUGUGUUGUUAUUUUAUUAUUCGUUAUCGUUGAAUCUUUUGCUUUUUUUCUGUAAUUAUAUUUUUUUAGUGGCUAAUAAAACAUGGUUAGGGUUGAUUCUACAAAUUUCCAAAAAAAAUAUUGAAAAUUAAAUUUUUCUGUUAUUUUAAUUAUUCUUAUUUC
Ascoidea rubescens DSM 1968 is the source of this 4834-nucleotide messenger RNA. RefSeq lists its product as uncharacterized. The record is from RefSeq and is a predicted model, not a curated record. The transcript has a single exon. Bases 342 to 4427 code for a protein of 1361 amino acids. NCBI's taxonomy places the organism in Eukaryota, Fungi, Ascomycota, Saccharomycetes, Ascoideales, Ascoideaceae. Gene Ontology annotation, biological process: mitotic spindle orientation checkpoint signaling; nuclear migration along microtubule; establishment of spindle localization. Gene Ontology annotation, cellular component: mating projection tip; spindle pole body; cell cortex.